Molecule: messenger RNA, 494 nt
Organism: Diuraphis noxia (Russian wheat aphid)
Lineage: Eukaryota; Metazoa; Arthropoda; Insecta; Hemiptera; Aphididae
Source: RefSeq, a predicted model, not a curated record
AGAAGAAGUUUGACGUAUAUCAAAAGAGAGUCAAUAACGAUACUAUACGGGUAACUUGCAUGGUUUCUGGCGUUUACCCAGUACCCAGACUCACCCUCUUCAACAACUCGGUCACAGACAAACAGAGCUACCCGUUGGUUCAUUCUCGCAUCGAUAUCAACCGCUUGAAGGACACUUCCUACGAAGUGAUUAUCAGCGUGCUAAUCUCCGACGAUGACAUCACCACUCAAUCCACAUUGGACUGCGAACUCAAAAUCCCUGAUACUCCAUACGUCAAGAGAAAGACUUUUGUUUUCUUCCAAGAUCCAAACGCUGCCAGCUACACCUACUCCAAMAUUUUCUAUGCCGUUGCUUUCUACUGGGUUUUCAAGUUGUUCGCCUACUAAAUUGGAAUAAGAGAUGAUAGUAUUAACCGCAACCGUAGUCCACAAUCUAUAAAAUAAUGGUGUAGAUUUAAUUUAAAUAUGUUUUGCAAUAGACUCACACAAAAAAAA